AUGUCUUUAAUAUCAGCGGCAGCUGACAUUAAUGACUCCAGCUCAACGGCUUCCAAUGGGUCGACAAGACAGUCGCAAGUGUACCGCAAAGACGGCAAACCACUCUCAAAAGAAGCUCUGUACAGAGCCAAGCAAAAGUAUGGUGUGUACCAAUCGCCUGCAAGAAGCACGGGAACAGGCGUCUCGGAUGCUAAGAUGGCCUCUGACGUUGCGGCAAACCUAGCCAACAACAACAGAACUACAAUUGAGGCGUACAAACGCCUCAUGGUCGACUCUGAUGCCUCUAAGGCCGCCACAGCCGUUUCGAGCCGCUCGCGUGCUUCAAGCGUCUCUUCAAAUGUCACCGCUGUUUCGGACAAACGAUCAACAAGCGCAGCUACCAAAGCUUUGGCCGCUAAACCCGUCGAAGUUCCCGUGACCACUAACAAACUUGGUAUGGACAUGUCUAAAGUGCUCUCUGGCGCUGAAGCUGCCGCUGGGAAGCGCAUGGGAAUUCGUUCAAACCCCGAAAAAAUUGUUUAUGUCCAUUCGAAAGACUCCGCGAAAGCGGCUGAACGCAGUUUCUCUUUAACCCCCGAGAUUAUGGACAAAAUCUCUACUAAGGGUCAAUUAGAAGCCGAGGCUGAACUUGAAGCUGACCCUAAAAAGUACGCAUCCCAAGCCGCUUAUGCAGUGCGCGACUUUAACCCUAAUGAGAAAGCCGAAAAGGAGCUAUUGGAACGGGAGAAGAGGAAGCAGGCAUAUUUUGGAAUGCUCACAUCUCCUCAAGUUUUGGCCAUGGCCAAAACAAAUGCUCAAUUCAAGUUGGACUCUAUGGACAAAGCUGCUCCAGGAAGCCUCUACAGAAAUGCAGAGUUCAACAAACUUGCCGUCGCCUUAGCCCAGAAGAACUCGUCACAGCGUUCGGUGCACUCCGGUAAAAUCAACAUGGGUGGUGGCUUGUGGUUGAGUCAAGCGGAUGUCCAAAACAUUGCCCAAGGUUUGAUCACUCCUGUUUUAGACGAAGUCGACAGCAGAGCUUUGCAGCAGAGAGCUAUGGAUGAGGACAUAAAGCAGAGAAAAAUCGACUACAAGGAUCAAAAUACAGCUUGGAUCGAAUUGCAACGCAACAAGCUUGGUAACGACAAAAUGUAUUCCCGAGAGACUCGCUUGAGACACAAACGUGAAACUGAAGGCCUUCAUACCAGAACCGAAAGAAGGUUCGAAAGUCUGGUUACCACUAAGGACUCCGAGGUUGCCGAGAUGGAGAAAGCUUUGCAAGAUGCCAAGAACAGUUAUGCUGCUCUUCAAAAACAAAUGGAACAAGCCUUGAUUGAUGAAGAGAAGCGCUGCGAAACCGAAUUGGUAAACUUGGCACAAGAGCAAAAAGACGAUUUGGCCUUGGCGCGUACCGAGCAAACCGAACAGUUGCAGCCAUACAUUGACGACCUUAGAGCUGCGGAGACAGAACACGAAAGACUUGUUGCCGAACGUGAAGCUAUCGCUCAAGCCAUUGCUGACCUACGCACUUCGAUUCAAAACCACAAGGUGAGAAUCGAAGAGCUGGACAAGGAGCUGGUUGACACGGCGGCUAAACACGAGGAUGAAGAGGCCAAAUUGCAAGAUCUGACCACCGAGAAGGAGCAGUUUAAUGAGAAAAUCGAUACUCAUUUUGUUGUCUUGGCUCAAAAAGCCAAGGAACAAGCGCUACAAUCGUCUGAGGAGUCCCGCUUGAGGCAAUUAGAAGUAGACGCCAUGAUAAAUGAGCGUCAAGGUGAAUUGAACAUUACUGAGUUGCAUCUAAAGAAUGAAAAACUUGUGUUGCUAGACGCCAUGAGAGAUGUUACGCAGUUGAAGGGUGAGGAGAAGCUAGACGAAGAUAAGGUCAAAGCUUUGAUUGGCAUGACUUCUGACGAAUUUAUCGCCAAGCAAAAGGCAUCCGAGAAGUCCGCUGCAUCUGCCGCAGAUGAGACAAAAUAUGAUAAGACUGGCGAGAAAUCUACCUCAACAGAAACUAUACAUCAUGAGGAGGGCGUGUUAGAGACCAAAGAACCUUCCGGCAAGACCGAAGAAACUUCUGACAAGACCAUUUCAAAGCCCAAGACCACCACCGUCGCAGGUGCAAAGCCUAGCAUGGUAGAUGCCGUGUUGCCCCCUGAUUUCAAGCCCGAAGCUACACCCAAGGCUACCAAGAAACAAGCCAGCCCAGCAAAGGAGGCUGUAACUCCUGCAGCACAAAAAAAUGGACUCAAGAGAUCAACCUCGCUCAAGGACAAGAUCAAGGGUCUAGUAUACAAAGACUCCCCUAAAACCACCCCAGAAGCGGCCAAGCCAGUUACAAAAGCGGCGAAGCCUGUUGCCGCAACGCCCGCUGCCCCAAAGCUGGCUGUUACUCCUAAGGAUACCACCAAAACACCAGCCAUCCAAGAAGAGCCCGAGACAAAAGAUGUUGAACCCGCUACUAAAGUUGUUGAACCCGCUACUGUGAAGCCUACGGUCGAGAAAGCGAUUUCCAAGCCCGAAGCUAUUGCAAGUCCAGAGGUGAAAGCUGUCAAGGCCACCUCAGACGACGCAUCUCCCAGAUUGAACACUUCGUCCAGUGAAUUUCCUCUGGACGCUCCAGAGAACACAAAAGACGCCAAAAUUCUCGUGAACUCGGAUGACGACGAACUACCAGACUCGAGCGAACCAGGGGAGGUUAAUGCCCCUGAAAGCGACAAAAAAGCUAGCCUUUUCAAAGAAGUUUUUUAG
Molecule: messenger RNA, 2730 nt
Organism: Lachancea nothofagi CBS 11611
Lineage: Eukaryota; Fungi; Ascomycota; Saccharomycetes; Saccharomycetales; Saccharomycetaceae
Source: the annotation of a GenBank genome assembly